GCGUUCGUGCCGAGACCGCGGCGUUUCGAGUCUUGCGUGCCGCCUCUUCGCUCGCGGCCGCUCCGACCGUCCAGAAUUCGCGCGGUACGUCCGGAGCACCGGUGUUACGCGCGAGUGCCGCGAGUCUGACCGACCGGUACCAGUUGACCGGUGGUGGUACCAGUUGACUUGGCGGUGGUACCAGUUGCCGUAGCAGCCGCAGCCGCGGCCGCGGUCGCAGUCCUGCGCUGCACUCCGUCACCAUUAAUCCGUCGCUCGUGUUCGUGCGCGUGUUCGCAGGUGAUCCAUCGCAGCCGCUGACGACCGAGAUAGAUUCCUCAAAGAGACGUGCGCUUGAGUAAACGCACCUCCGAGAAGAAUAGAGCGGCGAGAGGAGGUCACGCAUCGGGUUGACGACGACGGCACGAUCUCAGCGCCUUCUUUUCAUUUCCCUCGAGGGGCCACGCCGACCUCUCUUUCACGUCCGAGGAUUCAGGCGAGAUCCGAUCGCACGGGCGAACGCAGGAAACACGCCGGUUGCGGCAGGUCGCGAGGAACGGACCCGAAGAUGGUCCACGUUAUCUGGCCUUAUCGAUGAGAGGGACCACUCUGGCCGCCGGUACGAGCGACUUGACUAGAAAAGGAGACGCCCGAUAAAAAAAUGGGUCAAGCGUGGUGCAAGGAGAGAACCUCGAAGGCCCAGGACUCCAAGUCUCCGUUGGAUCGGGUUUUUGUGCGCUGCGCGCAUCGGAUUUAUCCAAGUUUAAAGGAGGAAGGCUCGGUCUUAGGAGGCGCCACGCAGAGAGUUACGAGCUCCGAAAUAGGAUACGCCGGUUCACCACCGAGGGAGGCGCUCACGAGGGGACGAAGCAUAGACUCCGUGGACAGGCCCUUUCAUCCUAGCGACUGGGUGGACGUCAAUCUCGAGGUGCCCAGCCCGCCUAGAGCGAGCUCGACCCUCACAAACGUGAUCCUCGACAACAGUCUGCGUUUCGCCAGCGCACCUACGUUCGGCUGUUCCAAUCUGAAGGACGUCAUCCCUGUGCCACCUCCGAGGCGAAAAAAAAGGAACCGGAGCAGACCCUUGCCGCCGAAACCGGACGAGAUUCCCGAGAACGUGGGCAAUAAUUUGAGACACGGCGAUACGAGCGAGGAACCGUUAUAUUUGUCGGUCAGAUCGCCGAAGACGAGUAGCAACGAGCAGAACGGCGACGUCGAGGCGCGGGGCGCGGGAAAGAUCGGCACAGAGGAUCCGAAGUAUGACGGUCGGAGGUCGAGGGAGAUUUACGAACACAAGGUUAACGGCACCGGAAGGAUAAUAUCCAGCGAGGUGGUUUCCGGCAGGAGGACGCCCGCCGACAAGAAAACUUGGAGGACCUCGGAAUCGAGCCACCAUCACCGGAAAGUUCUCGAGAAUGAAGAAUACGAGAGAUGCGCUCGGAAUCAGUCGAUCAAGGACUCUUCGGCUCCUAAUCGCCAGGACAGACGGAAGUCGAAGGAGCUCGAGAGGCGGAUCAGGGACGCCUCGAGGGACGACGACAGACCGGAAGCAAAUACAAGGACCAAGAAUUACAGCACCGUUAGCUUGCCGAAUUACGAUGAGCUGGACGUGUCUAGGCAUCCUGCGAAAGGCACGACGAGCGACGAGGGAAGCGCGGGAGAGAAAAUGAAGCCGAAGAGACCCGUCAGAAGCAGUACUGUCUCGCUUCCGGCCGAAUCUUUCCUGUCACCCUUUUCCGAGAAAACCAGCGUGUGUCUGGAAGACUACAUCCCGCGACGUGGCAGCAUCGAGCACCUGUCGCUGUAUCAGGUGCUGGGCAAGUUGGGCUCCAGCGAGAACGAGGUCACCGACGGCGGAUUCAUGAAGUACGAUCCGAGUAAAUUGGAGGAUUGGGACCUCAGUGACAUCAGUAAUUGCGACUCGAACCAACGUCCCUCUAUCGAGAAUACGCCGCGGAUUGAAAUCCAUAACGACGAACCUGCGGAAAGUGGACCUUCCGAUGGUGUAGACGUUGUCGACCACCCACGAAAUGUCGAACCCGGCGAAGCUGAGGCGAUUGAGAUGAAAAUCUCGUGCGCUCAAGAUAUGAUUUCAUCGUUGCAGAAACCCGAAUCUUUCGGCAUGGCGGCAUCGCCAGUAAAUGAUUCCGGCAGAGAAUCCAAAUAUCCCGACGACUGGCCAGAUCAAAACAGGCCGUUAAGGUAUUUCGAUCCUCCCAAGAUGUCGGAAAUCUGUCAAGUACCGUCGAUUUGCGAGCUGGUGACCUCUCCAGUUCGUAGGGAACCGUUUUUUCUAAACGAGGAUCUUCAUCACUCAGCUUUUGAUACGAUCGAAGGGUCCUGCAGGAACGGCGCCGUCAUCCGGGAAUCCGAUCGAUCCGACCAAUCGAGGCUGAUCUUCGGCCGUAGCUUGUCAAACGAGAGCGAGCCGUACGACGAUCCGUACGAGUCCAAGGAGUUGCGUGCACAUUCCGACGUAACGAACAAGUUAAUCAGAACGAUAUCGGAGGAGUCGCUGCCGCAGGAGAUGCUGGAGGGGGUCGACGAGAUCGUCGACUUCUUCGACGAGAAGCUGGCCAAGGACGCGACCAACAAAUUGAAGAAGGAUUGCCAGGAUCAGCGGGUAAAGACGCCACCGCCGAGUCCGGAGCCAAAGAUCAAAGCCCAGAUCCUGGAUAACGAUCAUUCGACCUUGCUCAAGGUUCUAAAUGACGAGGCAGCCGACGGAAGUAAUCUCAGCUCGAUGACGCCAAGCCUCACCGAGCUGGAGGCGGCACUUUCGGACAUGCUAGAGAAGGAGGAUCAGCCCGACGAAAUUAUGAAGCGAGAGAACGCGGGCGAGGAAUGCAAACCGGCUUCCGCGGAGAAGCUUCUCGAGCCGGAAAUCGUGCCCGUGGAGAAACGCAGCGCGAUCGACAGAAGCGUGUCGGAACAAUGUCGUUCAAUUAACGAUGACAUUCUAGUCGAUAGUACGCCUGAGAACAAGACAGAUCGGUUGUCUUUAGAACAGCUCCUCGGAGACUCGACGUCGACGCCGAAGAAAAGAAAGGUGUCUUUCUGCACCUGGGAAGAGAAAGUCAUGAUGGACGUCGAUUUGAAAGAUGACGAGGCAUCGCCACGCAAUGAGAUGCCGAUCAAUUUAGAGGAGGCGACGACUCCCAAUUUCAAGGAUUCUGUUCCAAUUAAGUCGGAAUUAGAAUCAAGCUCGGAAACUUUUCUCGAAAGCGUCGUAGGUGAUAUAAAAGAUAGCGCGAGCUCUGCGGGAGAAGCGUCCGAGAAAGCUGCUAGCUUGUUUCAAAAUUUGGAAGACGUAGCGGAGGAUUUGGGACAAAUCCCCACGCCGCCACGCAGGAGGAACAAAAGUUUAGGUGCCGCAAAAGAGUCGGUCAGGACUGUAGACAAUUGUCACGAAGAUCCUGGUCCCAAUGACAGACUCAUUUAAUAAUUUCCGAUUACGUCAUCUUGUAAUCUUUUCACUCUUGUAUGAUCGUGCGCGAUAAUAUGGUCCUACAAUUUUUGUGCCACAUUGUUGAUAUGUUUAAUACAUUAAUUCAUAAUCGCUAUAAGCUAAUAAUCAUAUAAUUAAUAAUAAAAAUAAAGAAAGAGUGUAACAUAUACUAUACAUUGCUAUGUCCAAGUGUCUUUCACCUGUUUAACGAAAAUAUCGCUACACUAUAUAUACACAAGCUAUCACAAAAUUAUAGAGAUAUAAAAAUUGAAGGAUUCCGUUAGAUUAGGCUAAACAUGAAAAAUAGUUUAAAUGACUAAAAUAAUAAAUUGCCAUUCAGAGAAUAAAUAGCAAACCUUUAUUUUAUACUUAAUAUUUAAGAAAUAUAAACAGAAAACUUUAACACGAUGCUUAAUUAUUCAAUGUCUAUUAUUAAAAGAAUAACAAAAUAUAAAAGAAAAAGUUCUCAGAUAAAAAAUUCCUUAGUCCGAUGCUCUUGCCAAGAAAAUUUUUAAUUCAUCUAACAAUACACAAAUAAAAUUUGUAAGUAUAAUUUAGUGACGUAUAAAGAACUCGACACUGUUACCACAUAAAAGUUACGCGCACAACGCGGUAGAUGAAUUAGGUUUCGAAAACAAGCAACGCUUUAUACGAUGCGAAGUAAUAAUCAAGCAUAGACAACGAGAUUUAUCUCACUGGUGAUAAGCGACACUUUUAUUUCUCUUCUGUGCCACGUAGGGAAACCUGGAUUUGAAAAAUAUUUUCCAUGUAGCGCAAAAGAAAUCGAGUUGGACCGUUAUAUCACAUGGAGAGACAAAUAUUUUCCCAUACGAGCGUAACAGCGAGAACAAAUAACCAGACCUCUGCGAAUUUCUUGGCGAACGUACACGUCCUAUAUUGAUGCUGCAUAUUUUUCUUUUACACUUUCCUACAUGCAGUAAUUAAGUGUGAUUAAAUAAUCUAAAAAAAAA
Molecule: messenger RNA, 4398 nt
Organism: Vollenhovia emeryi
Lineage: Eukaryota; Metazoa; Arthropoda; Insecta; Hymenoptera; Formicidae
Exons: 10
Coding region: 641-3421 (926 amino acids)
Source: RefSeq, a predicted model, not a curated record